AGCACAUGGAAGAAAAAGCUCACACCAGGGUGUCUUUGGUUUCCAGGUUACCCAAAUAUGGAACAAAGCCUGCUGGAAGUACCGCCCAGCUUGUUCCAAAUGGGACGGCACCUCACCUUUCAGGGAAUACACAGAUCAUUGACAAAAAUUUCAGCAAGCACAAUGGCACCACUCGCCUGUCUUCCUUUGCUUUUAACUGGAGAAAGUCUAACAAAUUCCCUCUGGGAAGUCGGAUCGGUAAUGAAUAUAACUCCAGUCAGGAUCCCAGGGAACGAGUGACCGGGUCGGAAAAACGUCCUCCGUCUGAAGGAUCAGUUAGUCAGGAAGUACUCAGGACCGCUUCAAAGACCCCUUUUUCCAAAACAGCGAAACAAGACAACAUGUUGGUAUCCCCUGCAGAAGAAUUCCGUCAGAAAUGUUUGCCCGGUCUGUCUAAUUCGAAGUAUGUCAAAAGUUCUUUGUUAAGCAGGACUCCCUACUCUGGAUUUAACGCACCAAAACCGCAGUUGAACGGGGUUUGUGGGAACCAAUCGGUGACAGGCUUGCAGAGGAUUAGAGGGAAUCAUUUGGUCCCUCGGAGUAGCUCAGGGGAGAGCCUGGGGAGAUCCACAGACAAUAAUGUCCCACCCUCUUGUGAAAAAAUGGUCCGGUCACAAAGCUUCUCACAUUCCCUUCAAAGCUCUCUCUUGCCUCCUGCAUCUCUUACCAGAUCCCACUCGUUUAACAGAGCAGUGGAUCUGACAAGGCCUUACCAAAAUCAACACCUGGCUCUUAGACCAUCCCAGAGGUCGAAUCUCCUGUCAAGAAGUGCGCGCCAGUUAGACGCGCCCAACGGGAAUGAACCUCUGAGGUACGAAUUGCCUAGGUCGUUGGCUGCUCUAGCACCUUCCCAUGUCAAGAAACAGUCCCUCUUCAACGGUUCGGGGGACGCCUCUCCCCUGAGAUUCAGAUCAGGCCGCCCUUCAUUGCUGAAGCCCGUGAACCAGCCUUUGGGUAGAAAGAUCCCCGUGGAUGGCAGCGCCAGGAAAGACCCCGCAAAUAGCCUAAUGGAAGAUCUGGAAGAUUCCGCGGACGCUGAAAGAGAUGCCAAUGCAAAAGAAACUCAGAGCAACGAUUUUGUAGAGAGCAGCUAUAAAAUGUGCAUGGAUGGCGACGUGGAUGAAAUAUCAAUAUCUUCCCUGUCCUCUUCAGAGAAAAAUGACCUUAGUGAAGAUUUUAGCGAUGAUUUCAUAGAUCUGGAAGAUCCCGGCCGAACCAUGCUAAUUGGAGAAGAGAAAGUUCCUGCUGAAAAGCUGGAAGGUAGAAACGGAAUACCACCACAAUUGCUAUCUUUUCAGGAAAACGAGAAGUCGAACUGCAACAACGAGGAAUGGCUGCAUAUACAUAUGUCAGAUGACAAGAGUGAAAGUACCAAACAUCCCAUUGGGAACAAUGAAAUUUCUUCGGAAAUGGAUUACAGAGUUGGUUCCUCUUUUGAGCUUUCCCCGUCUGACAGCUCGGAUGGGACUUACAUGUGGGACGAAGAAGGGCUGGAGCCCAUUGGGAGCGUCCAUCCAUGCGGCAGUUUUGAUUCCUCAGAAAUGAACAGCAUCGAUAUCCUGAACAACCUUGAGUCCUGUGAUCUUGAAGAUGAUGAUCUUAUGCUUGAUGUCGACUUACCUGAAGACGCACCCUAUGAUAAUGAGGAAUGUGACAAUAUGAACCGUUAUGAGCAACCUGGCAGAAAUAUUCGACAGCAAAAAGCAGAGGGACUCUGGAAGAGAACACCCCAGAGGUGGAACACUCAGGAUCAUUAUCAUCUUAGUCCCACUGAGCACUAUUCACACGUCAGAAAUGAUCUAAACAGGGGCUGCAACUAUGUCGAUUCUCCCCCUGUUAGUCAUCUUGAAGGCUACGGGACAUCAGGCUUGUAUCCACCGCUGAGGAGCUUGCCAGCAAACACUGUGUUAUUGGACGAAAUGACCCUUCGCCAUAUGGUUCAAGAGUGCACGGCGGUGAAAACCCAGCUCUUAAAAAUGAAAAGAAUACUCCACCAGAAUGAUGAAAACAUGUCACUGCACAACAUCACACUCCCAAUGCCAUCAAGUCCAGAACAGCUGGAACCCGAACCAAUGUAUAAGACUGACGAAUUAUUAAGCGAGAUCACACAGCUGAAGGAUGAUUUGAAAACGAAAGACGAGACCAUCCAACAGCUUGAACGUCGUCUUGCUGUUAGGUGUGGCUGCCACGAAGGCAGCAAGACACCUGAAGCGACCACGGGCCGCUUUGCUGACAAAUUCACCCAGACCACCUGGCGAAGAAGCGCGAGUGGGCUUUCUGGUCCUUCCUACUUUUCCUGGCAGGGCUCAUGCCAGGGCAUCCCUCGGACUCUUCCACCGCAGCGCAGACAGA
Molecule: messenger RNA, 2391 nt
Organism: Protobothrops mucrosquamatus (brown spotted pit viper)
Lineage: Eukaryota; Metazoa; Chordata; Lepidosauria; Squamata; Viperidae
Gene: CCSER2
Product: coiled-coil serine rich protein 2
Exons: 9
Biological process (GO): microtubule bundle formation
Cellular component (GO): microtubule cytoskeleton
Molecular function (GO): microtubule binding
Source: RefSeq, a predicted model, not a curated record